Messenger RNA from Cladophialophora psammophila CBS 110553, 1605 nucleotides. RefSeq names its product HAL protein kinase. The transcript has 2 exons. The coding region runs from base 1 to 1605 and encodes 534 amino acids. Gene Ontology annotation, molecular function: protein serine/threonine kinase activity; ATP binding. The record is from RefSeq and is a predicted model, not a curated record. NCBI's taxonomy places the organism in Eukaryota, Fungi, Ascomycota, Eurotiomycetes, Chaetothyriales, Herpotrichiellaceae. Gene Ontology annotation, biological process: intracellular monoatomic cation homeostasis; protein phosphorylation; intracellular signal transduction.
AUGAAUCAGACAUCAUCACCAGUGCAAUUCGCUCCGCAACAGUCCCCUACGCUCGUUCAUUCUCCUGUGUCACAGGAUGAUGCGUCGACACAUUCGAUAGCACGGCCGACGGAGGACACGGCACACCUCCAGAUUCCGACAGCCAACGGCGGUGCCGCGCCUACCACUAGUCUCUCGAGUCUGUCCCCCACGACGUCAAAUUCGGGCGCAGCUGCGCCUAAAGAACUUGCGAAGAAGGGCAAAAUGACGCACCGUCUGACUCGAAUGUUUUCUCGGUCCGACCCCAAAGACGUCGAGGCCGCCAAAGCUGCGGCUGAAAUAAAAGAGACCUCUCCCGACGCUCGUCUGGAAAACGGCCACCUUCCCAACGGCAGACCUCCCUCUGGUAGACAAGGUUCGAACGACGAAAAGAACGCCCGAAAGAUGACUAUCCUCGGUACGACAAAAGAGAAGAGUAAGGGUGAAUCCCUGUCCGAUCCCACUCAUGCUGUCCACAAACGAUUCGAGCUACAUGAUGACGGCACUCAUGCACAUUACCUCAAGUCGGCUAAACGGCAGGAGAAGUUGUCCGAUAUGCUCCGCGACAUGCUCGGUGGCGGCAAGAAGAAGGACCAGGACGGUGCUGGUGAUCAACAGUUGACUCUGAUGUCGUCGUGGGUUGACCAACUCAGGUCGGAGAAGGACAAUCUUGCCUCUGACAAGAAGGGCGGACCAAACGCCACGGCCAACUUGGUCGAGAAAUACGGAAAAUGCCAGGAAAUCGUCGGCCGCGGCGCCUUCGGCAUCGUGAGAAUAUCUCACAAACCAGACCCUAACAGUGUUGGAGGAGAAUUACUCUACGCCGUGAAGGAGUUCCGCCGCCGUCCUCAAGAGACGGCCAAGAAAUAUCAGAAACGCUUGACCAGCGAAUUCUGCAUCUCAUCGUCUCUCCGCCAUCCCAACGUCAUCCACACCCUUGAUCUUCUACAAGAUGCUAAAGGGGACUAUUGCGAAGUCAUGGAAUACUGUGCCGGUGGAGAUCUUUAUACACUGAUUCUCGCUGCCGGCACUCUCCAGGUCCUCGAGGCAGACUGCUUCUUUAAGCAGCUGAUGCGUGGUGUCGAAUACAUGCAUGAGAUGGGCGUGGCCCACCGCGAUCUCAAGCCCGAAAAUCUUCUCUUGACAACACAUGGCGCUCUCAAAAUCACCGACUUUGGGAACGGCGAAUGUUUCCGUAUGGCUUGGGAGAAGGAAGCCCACAUGACAGCCGGACUCUGCGGGAGUGCUCCGUACAUCGCCCCUGAAGAAUAUAGUGGCGGCGAAUUUGAUCCUCGCGCCGUGGAUGUUUGGGCUUGUGGUGUCAUCUACAUGGCGAUGCGAACUGGUCGGCAUCUGUGGCGGGUCGCCCGCAAGGAAGAAGAUGAAUUCUACCAGAGAUAUCUCGAAGGGCGGAAAGAUGAGGAGGGAUAUGCUCCGAUCGAGACUUUGCACAGGGCUCGUUGCAGAAAUGUCAUCUAUUCGAUCCUCGACCCAAAUCCUGGCCGCCGAAUCACCGCAUCGCAAGUGCUUAAAUCCGAGUGGGGCAGAGAGAUCAAAGUGUGCAAGGCAGGCGAAGAAGGCUUCUGA